UCUAAGCAUUCCCCAGAUUGUCUUGAUGACAAGAGUAGAUGAAGCAUGUCCUCUAGUGGAGGAAGAUCUUCAAAGCCUUUAUAUCAGUUCCUACAUCAAGACGAAGGUUCAGGAGGUGAGCUCUCGGUUGGGUGUGCCGGUGUCUUGUGUGUUACCGGUGAAGAACUACAGUCAGGAGCUGGAGCUGGAGCUCAACUGUGACGUCCUGCUUCUCCUCAACUGUACAGAUGACUAUCUGGAUUAUGUUUGUCCUGUCGAGAACCCCUUCCUAUAAAUCACUGCUGGUGGAGAGUUUUCUUUUGAGGCUGUUAACACUUAAGGUUUUUAAUUUACUAAGUGUUAAUAAAUUAUUCGGUUACUGUCUUUUUCCCAGAGGCAUGUAUGAUGCUCAGUUGUAGAAUUUUCCUUUGCUCCUGUUUAUUAUUGCACCUUUAAAUCCUUUGUGGUUCAGUGUCAACUUCAGUGUUGUAAAAAAAAAAAAAUCUCCAAGAUGAAUGCUUUUAUAGAGACAUUUUUAUAAUGUUAAUAUAACCUUUACAAAAACACACCAAAGCAAACAUCAGUGCUAAUAAACAUGAACAUGAACUUGA
Messenger RNA from Megalobrama amblycephala (Wuchang bream), 590 nucleotides. Its product is annotated as interferon-induced protein 44-like. Lineage: Eukaryota; Metazoa; Chordata; Actinopteri; Cypriniformes; Xenocyprididae. The coding region runs from base 26 to 274 and encodes 82 amino acids. The transcript is spliced from 2 exons. The record is from RefSeq and is a predicted model, not a curated record.